AUGUCAACCUCUAGAGCUGAGUCUCAGCAACCGCGGUUUGGUCGGGCACGCUCAGGGACAGGGCAAUCCAUUCUCAGGCCACUUCCACCUCCCCCUCGUCUCAAAGAUGGCGAUUUCAAGGUUCUGAAUUCUUGGGUUCACGACAUUAGGGAAUCCGCAAAUGUCAUCUUAAAUCAAGCUUUAUGGCCAGGAGUUGCCGAGGGUGAUGUGUUGAGGGUUGUGAGCAGCAACGCGGAGGAUAGGGAAUCGGGGUUUCUGUUCAUAGUUCCGAAGGAUGAAGGGUGUGUGAAGACGCAACUGCAGAUAUCCAUCCCAAAAGCGGUUGCAGACGCGUGUGGUUUUAGAAAUAACGGGGAGGUGACAGUUACGAAGGUUGACAAGGAUGCUUGCUCCGCUGAUUAUGUAGAAUUCACCUUUCAAGACCAGUACCUAGGCCGAAACGAUAUGUGGAGGCUUGGGGAAGACCUUGUUGGCCAGUGCGUCUAUACCCACCAGGAGAUACUUUUCAUUGGCGGGAUAGCUGCAAAGAUAUCGGACAUCUAUAUCAAAGGCAAGAGGGUCUCCACCGCAUGCAUGGGCCGCGCCACGAAAGCCAUCUAUAGGUCCCUCUCGGCUAAGGUCACCAUUUUCAUUCAAGUUUGUCAGGAACUCUGGGAAUUCUCUGGCGACGGGGAACGCUACAACGAAAAAAUUGUACAUUCCUUCCUACCGGAACUCUUUGCGAAGUGGCGUGAAGCCGGAACCAAUCACACAGUAACGAUUGUCCUCAUUUCCCGCGUGUAUUAUGAGGAAUCCGAAAUUGAUUACGCCGCUGGACCUCUUCGUCGCGAUGAAAGGGGAAACUGGUACAAGGACUUUUUCAAGGUUAUCACCGACUUGGAGGUCAUCUAUGAAUGGAAGCCAACCCUUGUCAGCUUGAAAAACUCAUUCUGGGACUUUCAGCGGGAUAUUCUUCUUACCCACCAUUACCACCGCGCUUGUCUUGAGAGCGGCGUUGGACUCCCUGGUCAAGUUCGUCUUGUCGGUCGUCUCUCAUAUGCUCAAGACGGACCUGUGUUGGAGGCGCUCAAUCUUGGCCUGAAUCCAGCCGAAACCCAUUACAUUGAUCGCUCUCUUUCUCUCACUGGCGCAACGACGAUCCUAAUAUCUCCGGGCACAGGGUACUUUCGGGUUUCAAAGCAGCUUCUUCGCCUUACGACAACCCGGAUGCUAGAUCAAGGCCUUGGGUUGGAUCUUGUCCUCCUAACGAAACCGCCUCUUCACCAGAGUCCCAUCUUUAGCUUUCAAGGCACGGAAUUGGAAUCAAGGACAGACUUGGAAGAUAAGGUGGAUCCGCUCUCCAUAGAUCCUCUGUGGGGCGGAGGCGAUGAAACUGCGGGAGAUGCAAGAAAGAAGAAAACUUUUUGGUGGGAACCAUUCUGGAUAUCGACAACAUUCUGGGAUAUACAAAUGGAUCUGCCGCUCAGACAGGACAGAUUUGUCGCUCGCGCUAAGAUGCAUGAAAUUCAGAUGCUCGGUCUUCUGGAGCAUGACGUCCUGCCUAGUAUCGAAGUCCCCUACUUGAAAGAAAGGACACCAUCUUCUCUGCUCUCAGAUUCUGCUGACGAUGAACCGCUGACGAAGGACGAGGCAGAUAGGUUUGAUAUGGAGAUUUUUGCAACUAACUCAACCCCGACUAUUGGCCAACCUACCAUCACAGCUACUCCAGGAUACCGACCAAACCACGAAAAGCGCAUCUCUCAUCGUAAUUCUAUAGCUGCGUCUCGGAUCGCCACGAUUGAAGAGAGUCCUAAGACGAUCAUGAAGGAACUACCUCCAGAAGGACCUCCUGGUGGUCUCCUUAGCGCUGUUAUGUCUCUUAGUGAAGCGAACACGUCCCCCGCCCCCUCUAUACGCUCUCUUCAGUCCGACAAAUCCGCCUCCAGCAAAACUUCCGGGCGGAUGACCAUCUCGAAGGGGAGCCUUGCGUCAAAAUUGGCUCCGGCCUGGCUCUUCAAUCCGUUUCGCAGUGGCCCCAGCGAACCCCAGACAUCACAAAUCUCUGCAUCUGCCUCUUCCUCUUCCGCCCAUGCUACGCUAUCCCCACUUCUUCCUUAUGUAACACCCCAAUCUCCUCUGCGAAUGCCUGCGCCAGUUACACCCACUGUCCAGCAAAUCAUGCCGGUGGCCAUCAAAAAUAAUUCAGCGAGCCGCUCCAGCCUUAGUCGGACCUUUGAAGAGGAAACACUCAUUCCACAGAAAUCGUCUUUUAUCCGACGUUCCCCCCUCAACAGCCCUCCCCGCGAAGGGGGGUUGUCUGCUAAACGUCGGAGCACAACUAGUAUUUUGGCACAGUCGUUAUCAUCCUCCUCAGGAUCGUUUUCGAGUCCUUCGCAGCUUGAGCAACCCGCAUCGUACGCUCAGAGGUUCAUGUCAGGUCGAUGGCAGCACAUCUUACCACAGAAGAUAAACAAGCAUGAGAUCAAGUGGAAAUCCCUCAUCACCCCAGGUUGCUUACCUUUGACUGUGGAGCACUUCCCUUCUACGGCCGAGCUUGAAUCGUCGUAUGACGUGUUCUCUUACGACUUCGUUGUCGACCCUGAGGAAACGAAGUCCUUUCUCGUUAAACCUCCCCCAAAAGGUUCUGCAGAUGAGAUGCGAAGAGCAUGGGCCCUCGUCGUCAUGAGAGGGAUGACUGCUGUAAGGUUGGCGCAAGGUUUCCAGUUUGUCUUGAAGUCGCAAGACCAAAAAGGCCAUAUGGAAGAUGAUAAGACAGCACUGCGCCGGUCCAAGUCAUUUGUCGGAGAGGAGAAGCUGACUCCUGCGCCUGUUGGAGCCGCAGACGUCCUUCGCUCAACAGCUGAUCCGGUCUAUCUUAGCAUAACGAAGGAAAUUCACCGGAUUUCGUUUACUGGAGAGGCCAUUCAAGUACGGCGGUAUGUCCGACGGAUGAUCCCGACACGAGAGUUUGAGUAUCAGUGCUUAAUAUGGCCGAAACUUGGGGUGGGCUACACUGAGCUAUCGACUAAAUUCUCAUCUCAUGGUCUUGAAAAUUACGGUUGGAACAGGCUCGACAUGUUGGUGGCGGGUUAUGAGCAGGAGUUUUCUGAAUCUCUCCAUUACUGGCGGACGAGAUUUGUUGUCAUACCUACUUCAGAGCCCCCGAGCAGUAGCGGUCCAGCAGGCGAAAAGCUCAAUGAUGAAGAGCUCCGCAUUGUAGGCAUUGAGAAGUUGGCAGAACAAUUUACCAAGCUACGAUGGCAGACACCCGAGGAAAAGGCCACAUAUUUCCCUCCUGUCCGCUUCCUUCCAACGACACUCAACCCUGCAGUAUCAGUUCUGGACCCAUCUCUUCUGGACCAGCUGGACCAAAUCCACGCUGCAGGCCCUCUACGCAAGAAAAUCAAGAGCGAGAAGGAGAUUUCAGACAUGACGCUGAAUGCUAUUGCGAAGGCCAUGCGAGAGGACGAUGGAGUGCCCAUAAAGAACUAUCAAUGGCAUCACAGGCAGUACCCGGAUUCUUUCAUUGGGUUUGACUUUGUUUCCUGGAUGGUUCGUGAAUUUCGGGAUGUGUCAUCUAGAUCGCAAGGAGCGGAAUGGGGUGUCAAGCUGAUGGAGCAGGGCUUGUUUGAACACUGUAGAGGAUAUCACAAUUUCUUAGAUGGACAUUACUAUUAUCACUUGAAGGGGGAGUACUCCAUCCCGAUGACCCCUAGUAGAACAAGAUGGUUCACAAGACGACCGACGGGUGUAGAGAGUGGUGAUCGAUUGGGCUCUGUACCAAGGAGAGGGACGGCUGGACGGAAACACAGGAAGACAUUAAUUUUGAGCCAAACCAUGGUCAUUGACGUUGAUCCUAACAAGCGAAGCGACCAGGCAGAGACGGUUGUACUUCAUCACGAUAUCAUGCAUAACCCAGGAACAGUUUUCCACUUUGAGCUCCAGUGGAUUGGUACCACCGCACGCUGCAUCGAAGACCAACUGCGUCAAUGGAGCCGGAUCAUUGAAAAGUACGGAUUGAAAUUGGUCGAAGCAUAUGUGACCGAAAUCAGCGAUAUCCGUGAACGCAACGCAUUCCAGUCCUGUUUUCCUCUUCGACUUGCUGUCCCUCCCCCAUCUGUACCAGAUCUAGAAAAACGAAUACCAGAAGGAGAGCAAGCCCAAAGAUACUUUGAGUAUGAGCUCCUCCGUCGAUUUGGCUUCAUUGUCGACGUCGAAGCUGGAGAGCUAUACCCAAAUACGGUUGACGUGGUCUAUUCGUAUCGCAGAGCACCCUUCCGAUACUCCCAGUUUGUCCAUCGUUCUGGGGUUGCCUUCGUCCAAGUUCUGGGUGGCAGUCAAGGGUUCUUGUUUCUCAUGAAUCGGCUAAUGGGGCCAGGCAGGUUAGGGACCUCAAAGACCAAAGAUGAUCGGCUCUCUUCUGCUGCGGAGAAAAUCAGAUUCGAUUUGACUGCGUUCUGCUCUGAUGAAAAGACAUUGACGGCCUUCUAUGAAGAAUUGCUUGCAUCGCUGGCACCCGUUCCGGAGGAACCACCUCCGUUGAGUAUAUAG
Messenger RNA from Laccaria bicolor S238N-H82, 4530 nucleotides. RefSeq lists its product as uncharacterized. Gene Ontology annotation, cellular component: GATOR1 complex. Gene Ontology annotation, biological process: negative regulation of TORC1 signaling; intracellular signal transduction; positive regulation of autophagy. Bases 1 to 4530 code for a protein of 1509 amino acids. The transcript has 9 exons. Gene Ontology annotation, molecular function: GTPase activator activity. The record is from RefSeq and is a predicted model, not a curated record. NCBI's taxonomy places the organism in Eukaryota, Fungi, Basidiomycota, Agaricomycetes, Agaricales, Hydnangiaceae.